Molecule: messenger RNA, 3434 nt
Organism: Cinclus cinclus
Lineage: Eukaryota; Metazoa; Chordata; Aves; Passeriformes; Cinclidae
Gene: FBF1
Product: Fas binding factor 1
Exons: 23
Coding region: 370-3345 (991 amino acids)
Biological process (GO): establishment of epithelial cell polarity; cilium assembly
Cellular component (GO): ciliary basal body; ciliary transition fiber; centriole
Source: RefSeq, a predicted model, not a curated record
AAAAGCCACGAGAUGUGGGAAUCGCUGGCGAUAGGGAGGAGAAUCGCGACAGAGGCGCGGGGACGGCUCGGAUCAGGCACCGCGCGGGGCAGCUCUGUUGCUAUGGCAGCGGGGGGCCUUCCUUGGGAACGACGCGCGGGCAGCGCCGUCGCUAUAGUAACGGUGGCUUUACAAUCAGGCGCUAAGCAGGGCAGCUCUGUCUCCUUGGCGGCGGGGGCCUUCCUGAGGGCUCGCAGUAUGGCGCCGCCCAUGGCAAGCGCGGGGCCGGGGCCCGGAUCGGGGCAGGACUGAGCCCAGAGCGCCCCGAGCCCGCAGCGGGCACGUGGGGCUUGGGAUCCCCUGGGACCGGUGGACGAAGUGGGACGCGCCAUGGCUGCCAAGGCCCGGAGCAGGUUACCAGAUCCUAUUGAGGAUGUGCUUGGGGACCUCCUGGGAUUUGAUGAGGAACCCCCGGCUCCCCCUUCCCAAGGUUCCUGUGCCCCCUUCCUGCAGGUGAGCCCCAGGGGGGGCCUGGAUGGAGAUUCCAGAGGGAAAUUCCUGACAGAGAGCGUGGAGGGGCUGAAGGAGCUGGAUCAACCGGAUAAGCUGGAUCACGUGGAUGAGCUGGAUGAGCUCGAUGCAGAAAUCCUGGGAAUCGCCAGAGUCAGGUCCAGGCCGGGAAAACACGCUGGGAAGGGGCUGGGAAAAGAUCCCAAGGAUCCUCUGGAGAAGCCAUUCCUGGGGGAGCUGGUGGGGCCCAGGAGCAGCUCUGGGAACAAAGCAGGACAGAGCAAGGACAGUGCCCUGGCCCUGCCACGUCCCGAUGCCACCUUUGGGGACGACGUUGAUGACCUCGUGCAUUCCCUGGGCCUCGGGAACAGCGCCGAUGGAGCUGGGAACGCGCCGGGAGCGCCGGGGGGCCAGGGGAUCCCAAGGGACCACGCCAGGCUCCAGGGACAAACCCCAGAGCAGCCGGGAAAGGCGGAAUUCCAGCCGGAAUCCAAGGAACAAAGGCUGGACGGGUGCCAGGAUCUGCCGGAUUUUCCCUUUGGCUCCUAUGAGCCCUCGGUGGCCUCAGGAACUGCACGGAGACGGGGACGGAGGUUUCCAGUGGGGAGCAGCUCCCGAUGUCCCUCUGGGGCCGCCUGGCUGGGGCUGAAGGACGAGGAUUUCCUGGGACUGGGAUCAAAGGAUGAGGAUUUCCCACAAUUGGGAUCAAAGCAUGAGGAUUCCCAGGGACUGGGACAGAAGGAUUCCCAAGGAGUGGGACAGAAGGAUUCCCAAGGAUUGGGAUCAAAGAAUGAGGAUUUUCAAGGAUUUGGAUUGAAGGACAAGGAUUCCCUGGAACUGGGACAGAAGGACGAGCAUCACCUGGGCUCAGGUGUGCUGGCACGGAGGCGAUCCUGGGCCGAGGCUCCAGAGCAGAAUUCCCACCCCUGGAGGGUCCCGGAGUCCCCCGAGCCUAGCAGGCUGGAAUUCCCUGGCAGGACACAGCCCCGCCCCCAGGCAGCUGCAGCAGCGCUGGAGGUGCCGGCGAUGGCCCCGCCCACCAAGCAGGAUCCCGAGGCUCCUCCAGCCCAGCCCUGCCUGGAGAAUUCCCGAGCUCUCCCAUCCUGGCUCUGCCCAGAGCCUCCCAGAGCUUUCCCAGCCCAGAAGCACCAGCAGGAUCCAGGAUUUCUCCCAUCCCAGCAGGAUCUGGGAAUUCUCCCAUCCCACCAAUCCCAAAAAUAUCCAGGAGUUCUCCAAUCCCAUCCAUCCCAGCAGGAUUUGGGAAUUCUCCCAUCCUAUCAAUCCCAGAAGGAUCCAGGAAUUCUCCCAUCCCAUCCACCCCAGCAGGAUCUGGGAAUUCUCCCAUCCCAUCCAUCCCAGAAAGAUCCAGGAAUUCUCCAAUCCCAUCCACCCCAGCAGGCUCUGGGAAUUCUCCCACCCCAGCAGGAUCUGGGAAUUCUCCCAUCCCAGCCCCACCCGGAUUCCCAAACUCUCCAAUCCCAUCCUGGAUCUGGGAUCUCCCUGUGCAGCCUUCAGGCCCGGCUGGAGGAGCUGGAAAAUCAGGUGCGUUCCCUGGAGCGGGAGCGGGAGCAGCAGGGCCGGCUCCUGGGGGAUCUCCUGGAGAGCUCCCACAGAUCCCAGGAUCCCCCCACAUCCCAGGAUCACCCUGGAUCCCAGAAUCACCCCAGAUCCCAGGAGCAGGAUGAGCAGCUCACAGUGCUCCAGGACCGGCUGUGCCGGCAGCAGCGGGAUGCAGAGCGGGAGCAGAGCCGGCUCCAGGAGGCCGUGGCCAACUUGGAGAGCAGGCUGGGAGAGAGGGAGCAGCUCCUGGAGCAGGAACGCCGCAGAGCCGCUGCCGAGCGCUCCAGGGCGGAUUCCCUGCGGGAGGCGCUGGAGGAGCAGCGCCGGCUCUCGGCUCAGCUGCUGGCCAUGGAGAGGGCAGCGCUGGACGAGGCCAAGGCUGCAUGGCUGGAGGAGCAGCAGGCAGAGCUGCGGGAUCGCUCCGAGGAGCGGCGGCGGCUGGCGGCUGCCUGGGCAGAAUUCCACACCCGGGAGCGGCUGAGCCGGGAGCGGGCGGAGCAGGACAAGGAGCGAGCCCUGGGCAUGGACUCGGCGCUGAGGAGCCUGGCCAAGGAGCAGGCAGAGCUGAAAUUCCGGAGCCGGGAGCUGAGAUCCAAGGAGGAGGAGCUGGAGAGGGACAGGGAGGAGCUGGAUGAGGCCUGGAGGAAGCUGAGGCUGGAAAAGGAGAAGGUUCAGCGGGCUGAGCAGCGCCUGAGGGAGAGGGAGGAGCAGAUCCAUGCCCUGGCCCAGCAGGAUUCCCAGCAGGCUCUGCAGGAUGCUCGGAUCCUCCAGGCCGAGCAGCGGCUGCGGCUCCUGCAGGAUCAGCAGGAUCAGCUCGGGCAGGAGGAGCAGCGGCUGCAUCAGGCAAGUCCCUCCCUCCUUCCUCAUCCCUCUCCCUCCUCUUGCUCCCUUUUCCCACCUCCUGUCCCUCCUUUCCCGCAGGAGCGGCUGAGCCUGGCCCGGCACAGGGAGCAGCUCCAGCAGCUCCGGGCUGAGCUGUCCCCAGCUGCAGGGACACGGCCGGGGCCAGUCCCCAGCCAUGGGCCGGCUGAGGUUCCACCCUUCCCGGGAUGGGUUUUGGGGGAUGCUGGAGCCCCAGAGCUGCUCUGGGGAACUCCCAUGUCCCCGUCUGCAGCUGCUUCCGUGGUUCCCGGGCUCCUGCCCCCCUUGGGGAUGGUCCUGGGGGGAAACCGGGACACCCUGGGCUCGGCCGCGCUCUACGGACACCUCCUGGUGCUGAAACAGCGAGCACGGAUGGACCACGAUUUCCUGGAGAAUGAGCGGCACUUCCUGGAAUCCCUGAAGAAAGGGCCCUGAACGCUCCCUGCAUCCCUGGAGAUCACCCACAGACCCCACGGGUGGGAUUUACAAACAGAGAAAUGUAUUUUUGUACAAAUAAACUCGUU